GUGCGUUCCUAGACGUACAACACCAAAAGUAGCCGUACAUGUCUAUCUCUAGCCAGACUUCGCAUGUUUGGGUGGGUCCAGUGGUUCCUUCCUCUCAAGGCUCGCCUCACCACUGCCAGUAUACAAGUAUCUUUAGCUGCUCAAGGACCAAACCAUGCCUCCACCAUCCCACACCAAGCUGUUAGGCAACCAAGAUAUCUCGCCUACGGAGAUCAACGCUACCGUUAUGCACACCAUACAGCAAACGCGGCCUGUCCCAGCCCGCGAAUAGAUGAUCGUUAGUAGUUACGCUGCACAACCACCAGGCAGCACGACGCCUUUCAAGCUGCACCCAAGACUUGCCUAUGCAGUCCCUUGCCCCAUCGCUUUCCCCUGUUCGUCACUGCGGACGGCAACAGUCGUCUCGAUUGGAUAUUGCGCAACGCUCUGAC
Messenger RNA from Didymella exigua CBS 183.55, 431 nucleotides. RefSeq lists its product as uncharacterized. The coding region runs from base 64 to 282 and encodes 72 amino acids. Lineage: Eukaryota; Fungi; Ascomycota; Dothideomycetes; Pleosporales; Didymellaceae. The record is from RefSeq and is a predicted model, not a curated record. The transcript has a single exon.